Eremothecium gossypii ATCC 10895 is the source of this 1005-nucleotide messenger RNA. RefSeq names its product NADPH:quinone reductase (gene ZTA1). Gene Ontology annotation, biological process: cellular response to oxidative stress. Lineage: Eukaryota; Fungi; Ascomycota; Saccharomycetes; Saccharomycetales; Saccharomycetaceae. The transcript has a single exon. The record is from RefSeq and is marked provisional. Gene Ontology annotation, molecular function: quinone reductase (NADPH) activity. Gene Ontology annotation, cellular component: cytoplasm. Bases 1 to 1005 code for a protein of 334 amino acids.
AUGUCGGACAUACCAACGGAGCAGAAGGUUGUGCUCAUCCGCGAGACUGGCGGACCAGAAGUGCUGCGGUAUGAAGAAGACUACCCAGUGCCCGAAGUUCGGGGUUCUGAUAUAUUGAUCAAGAAUCGGUACGCUGGUGUGAACUUCAUCGAGACAUAUUUUCGCACGGGGCUGUACCCUUGUGAAAAGCCGUAUGUGCUUGGGCGGGAAGCGGUCGGAGUAGUGGCGGCCAUCGGCGCUGACGUCAGGCGCUUCAAGGUUGGAGACCGGGUUGCAUGUCUCUCCUCGGGGACGUUUGCGCAAUACACGGCUGUGUCUGAAAAGAGCAACGUUUUGAAGCUGCCCGAUGACAUCCAAGAUGGCGAGUUACAGGCGGUUGCAGGUUCUCUGGUUAACGGGUUGACUGCUCUGACACUGGUAGAUGAAGCCUACAAACCGCAGGUGGGUGAGAUUGUACUGGUUUAUGCUGCUGCGGGUGGUGUAGGGCAGCUACUCAUCCAAUUAUUGCACGCGCGCUCUGUGCGGGUCAUUGCCGUGGCGUCAACCGAUGAAAAGCUGCAAAUAGCGAAAUCGCGUGGUGCCGAAUUUCUCAUUAAUUCUUCACGUGAAGAUAUCGUUGCAAAGGUACUGGAGUUUACCGAUGGUGAGGGAGUUGGUGCGAGCUACGACUCCGUAGGCAAGGAUACAUUCGAGACAACCCUCCAGUCAGUCAAACGCAAAGGCACCAUUGUGUCGUUUGGGAACGCCUCUGGCGCAGUUCCACCGUUCAGUAUUCAACGGCUGACCCCCAAAAAUCUCAAAAUCUUGCGUCCGCAACUCUAUGGGUAUUUAGCGACGCGGGAAGAAUGGGAAUACUACUCCUCUAAGUUACUGCACCUAAUUCGGAGUAAAAAAUUGAUUAUUAAUAUCACCAAUCUGUCUCCAUUAGAAGAGUUUAAACGGCUUACACAGCUGUUGGAGUCGAGACAGACUACAGGGAAGCUUCUGUUAGCAAUACCGGACUGA